GAACAGUACACAGUCGGUUAGCAUCUAACCAUCGACAAAAGGAAAGAGCUUUGAUGUUCCAGCGCACUUUAGUGAGUUGUCGGCGACGGACGGCAAAAUGUGUCAGAUAGCUUACAUAGCCUCCAGUGCACGUUAGCUCCUCCGCCAGCUUCGGAACCGCUAGACGCGGCCGGGCUCUCAGUCCGAUUGCCCUGUUCAAAUCGCCUGCAGGCGGCAAAGCGGCAGCUAGAUACGGCGCACAAUAGCGCGGAAAAUCUUGACCGGAUUCAAUAAUUGCAUUGGUUAGCUGGGUGUUAUCAGGAAAACAAAUAUAAUUGUCAGAGCGAUUAGAGAAAAGGAAGGAAUCGACUCCGCUUGUUACUGUUUUCUGAGAAAAGGACUUUACGGAUUUGGCGUGAAGACCCGUCGGACGGAUCGAUCUGCUUCGAGGGUAAGAAAGAUUGGAGCGGAGCGGUGUUGAAAUUUUGCAUCGAUUUUCUAUUUUGUUUCUGGUGCGAGGUAUUAAUAUAUUGAGAGAGGAGAUAUGGUGGUGGGAUGAGGGUGAAGAAGAAGGGGAUAUGGCCAGGGUAGAGUGGGGCUAUCAAGGAAGAGGUAAAUGGGCGUGUUCCUACAAGAAAACCACUCUCAUCAUUUGCUCUAUCAACAUUAUCGUCGCCCUCUAUGUUUUUCGAUCUCUAUAUGCUUCCCUCUACCUCUAUACCGAUAACGAUUCACAAAAUGUUGUGAAGUACACUCCGGAUCAGAUUAGGAAAAUGGAAGAGUUUAUUCGGAUUCGUAGGGCCUCUGAGCCGGUAGAGCUCAUUAAAUUGGUGAAGGAGCUUAAAGAAUUCUCCCAGGAAGAGACGGUGGAUGAAUUGCCUCAUCCAUUGAAACAGAAGAUUACCGAGGAAAUUCUUCUGAAGUUGAGAAGCUCGAAUGCUAGCUCAAACAAUACUCAGCAGAGAGAAGCAGUAGAAAGCUGGAGAAAGGAAAAAUUGGAAGAAGCAAAGAAGUUGAUCACAGAACAAAUGAUUGAAAAUUCAACUCUUUCUUUUGAAGACGCUGGGAUUCUAGUCAAAGCCUUGGAGAAUGAUUGGACAGCGCUGUCUGAAUCAAUUGGUCUUUGGAUACCUGCAGAGAUCUUCAACAAGGAACAUGAUGAUAAGCCUGAGGGCGUAGAUGAAUUUGAUGAUGAAAUUCUACCCGGUAGACCAGUUCCACCUGAAUGUCAUGCUGAGCUCCAUACGGAUUACGAUGGUGCUGCGGUAAGAUGGGGUCUAACUCAUCAUAAAGAAAGUGCAGCUGAUUGCUGUCAAGCUUGCUUGGAUCAUGCGAAACGUGCGCGGCCAGGUGACAGGAAAUGCAACAUCUGGGUUUACUGUCCAUCUGAGUUUGGAUGCCACUCACCUGAUAUUUACGAGCAUAAACAUAUGGAGUGCUGGCUGAAAUAUGCAGAAAAUCCCAAACUGAAUUUCAAGACCAACUAUCCGCAAUCUUAUAGGAACUCACACCCGACUGCGCCGCUGGUUGUCCCUUGGGUCUCUGGUGUUGUUAGUGUUUAAUUGUACAACGAAUCAGGCAAGCGAUUUGCGCUAAAAUGGUUAUGACUUCACUUGUCUUUCUUACAUUUGAGCAUCAUUGUCCAUAGAGUUGCCACGAAUGAAAAUUUUGAGGGUUGUUAGGUGUUUAGGGGACUAGCAUUUGAAUGAGUGUCUGUUUGAGUCAUAUCUUCUUACUCUUAUGUAAGAUGUAACAGGGAUUGGCGAUCCUGGUGCCCAUGACUUCCGAUUGACAAGUCUGGCGCCGAGAUGAGAUAGAACUUAGAAGUAACGUGAAAAAGAAAGGCUAUUUUGUUGACUAUUAACUUUUGAAAUUUAUUCAUUACGCUCAGGAUGUCAGUUUCUGAGUGAGCUUACCUCUUUCUCU
Cucurbita moschata (crookneck pumpkin) is the source of this 1905-nucleotide messenger RNA. RefSeq lists its product as uncharacterized. NCBI's taxonomy places the organism in Eukaryota, Viridiplantae, Streptophyta, Magnoliopsida, Cucurbitales, Cucurbitaceae. The record is from RefSeq and is a predicted model, not a curated record. The coding region runs from base 558 to 1541 and encodes 327 amino acids. The transcript has 7 exons.